AUGUCGGCAUCCGAUCUGCCAGACGAGCUGUGGGCGCGCGUCCUGGAGCUCGGCGCCGCCUCCGCCGCGCUGGGGUUCCGCGACCUCUGCUGCCUCGCCAUCGCCUCGCGCCGCCUCCGCCGCCUCUCCCUCCACCCGGCCCUCUGGUCGGGCCUCCUCUCCCGCGACUUCCCCUCCCAAUCCCAGCCCUCAUCCUUCCCCUCCUCCUCUUCGCAGCAGCAGCAGCCCGAUCCCAAAUCCCUCUACAGGACCAAGUUCGAGAGGCACAAGCUGCGGAUGGCGGAGGCGAGGCGGCGGGCCGUGUACGAGGCGGAGGGGAGGGUGGUGGCGUGCCGGAGGCGUCUCACGGAGCUGGAGGAGUCGAUGUGCGCCGAGGGGGAUAGGAUCAAGGCCACCGCGCAGGAGCUGGACAGCCUCGAGAGGGUCAGAAGAGCUUCGGUGGCAUUAAACGUGUGGCAACCACAAGUUGUUCAUGGGCGUCAGAAACAGUUGGUUCAGCAAUGCACUGUUCCUGUUGAUUCUCGUCUUAGUGCUCUACACAUGGAGCUGAAAGUUUGUAAGCAACAAAUAGCAACUUACAAGAAUGCUUACAACAAGGAGAAGCUCAAGUUGAACGAGUACGAGGAAGCAUUGAGACGAGCAAAAUAUCAUCCUAUGCAGAAUUGUAGUGAUACAAGCGCACCUGGAAAUGAGCCACAAGCAAAGAGGAAGAGACUGAAGUAA
Molecule: messenger RNA, 723 nt
Organism: Triticum turgidum subsp. durum (durum wheat)
Lineage: Eukaryota; Viridiplantae; Streptophyta; Magnoliopsida; Poales; Poaceae
Source: the annotation of a GenBank genome assembly